Molecule: messenger RNA, 1247 nt
Organism: Xyrauchen texanus (razorback sucker)
Lineage: Eukaryota; Metazoa; Chordata; Actinopteri; Cypriniformes; Catostomidae
Product: corticotropin-releasing factor-binding protein-like
Exons: 7
Coding region: 184-1149 (321 amino acids)
Biological process (GO): hormone-mediated signaling pathway; negative regulation of corticotropin-releasing hormone receptor activity; negative regulation of corticotropin secretion
Molecular function (GO): corticotropin-releasing hormone binding
Source: RefSeq, a predicted model, not a curated record
UCUCUCUCUCUCUCUUUCUCCAGCUUUCGUCACAACCACGUAAGUUUCUCUCUCAUAUCAAUUGAUCUAUACAGGCAGCCCCCCUCCUCUAUCGAUGUGAGGGGGUAUAAAAGAGCAGUCGAGGUGUGCGCUCUCGAUAUUUUCCUCUUAUUACUCAAAUUCACGCGGACACACGGAACGGAGAUGUCGGGGACUUUGCGCGCGCAGUUGUGUUUCCUCCUGUUGAGCGUCACGGCUCUCCGGGGACACGCGCGCUUUCUGGACGUACAGGAUAACGAGAUCAGCCCGGAAGGAUUAUUAUCUCUGCUGAGCUCUGAACUGAAGAGAGAGUUACCAGAGGAGUUUGUGUACCGCAGAGCACUCAGAUGUAUGGACAUGGUGGCUGUAGAGGGUCAAUUCACAUUUACAGCAGAGCGUCCACAGCUAAACUGCGGUGUCUUUUUUAUCGGCGAGCCCAGUGACAUUAUUAGUAUCGAGUAUGAUUCUGUCAACAUCGACUGCAGAGGAGGAGAUUUUAUAAAGGUGUUUGAUGGAUGGGUGAUGAAGGGGGAAAAGUUUCCGAGCUCGCAGGACCAUCCUCUUCCUCUAUACGAGCGUUAUUCUGAUUAUUGUGAGACUGGAGGGGCUCGGACAAUCGUACAGUCUUCUCAGAAUGUCGCCAUGCUGUUCUUCAGACUCCACCAAUCAGGGAGCAGCUUCACAAUAACAUUCCGCAAACUCAUCAACCCAUUCCCCUGCAAUGUUGUCUCGCAGACCCCAGAGGGCAGUUUCACCAUGGUAAUUCCACAGCAGCACAGGAACUGCAGUUUCUCUAUAAUCUAUCCAGUGGAGAUCCAAAUUGGAGAGCUCAGUCUUGGCCAACACAAUGAUCUCAAGAGAUCCAUACCUGGUUGUGCAGCGACUGGAGAUUUUGUUGAGCUUCUUGGAGGAAAUGGCAUGGACACUUCCAAGAUGUUCCCCAUGGCAGAUCUUUGCUACCCCUUUAAUGGACCAGCUCAAAUUAAGGUUGGUUGUGAUAACACUGUGGUCAGAAUGGUGUCGAGCGGGAAGUUCAUAAACCGUGUUAGCUUCCAAUAUCGGCUGUUGGGCCACCAAGAGCUUCAGCAAAUGAAGGGAAACAAUGUUGAAGACAUUUGUUUAAAAGCAUAAGACCUCUCUCUCUCUCUCUCUCUCUCUCUCUCUCUCUCUCUCUCUCUCUCUCUCUCUCUCUCUCUCUCUCUCUCUCUCUCUCUCUCUCUCUCUCUCUC